AUGAGCUCUUUGUUGUUUAUCACAAUUCCUAGCGUUUUUGUUGGUUCAGCCAGAGCGAUUGGAUAUUCCAUCUUCAAGUUCGUCGGCCCUUUCUACAUCGUGGGCCUACUUUGUGCUGGUUGA
Molecule: messenger RNA, 123 nt
Organism: Haemonchus placei
Lineage: Eukaryota; Metazoa; Nematoda; Chromadorea; Rhabditida; Trichostrongylidae
Source: the annotation of a GenBank genome assembly